AUGACGGAUCAGGACCUUAACAACAAACUAGACCGGCUACUAGCACUAAUGGAAGCUCAGCUAGAGCUGUCCAGACAAAGCCAUCGGGAGGAACGACUACGACGAGCUCAUCUGACUGAGGAGGCAACGGACCUCUCUCACUCAGAAGACCAAGCAGGAGGAGGAGAUGAAUCCAUGAUAGGAGACCCCCAUACUCCUACUCCGGCGCCACGAUCAAGACCAUCAGUCUCAUUCAACUUGAAUGAGCAUGGUGAGACCAACUAUGAGAAGUAUGCUUCCCCCACCGGGCCGAAGUAUCUCAAGACCAGGGACCCCUACAGCAGGAGCCGAGUGGACCCUUAUGUUCAGGACCAGGAGGAGGAGGCAAGCAUCAUGGCAGAUCGUUCAAAGCCCAUUGCAACCCCGUUCCCAAAGUUCAAUCCCCGAGACAUCGAGAUCUACAUUCUAGAAGCCGAAGCUUGGUUUAGGUUCAAUCAAGUCUACGAGCACACCCGGAUGAUCAACCACCUGGGUUCUCAAUUGGAAGGCACUGCUCGAGAGUGGUGGACCUCAAAGCUACGCUUUGAUAGAGCUAGAGAAGGGAGGCUAUUCAAUGACUGGCAGUUCUUCACCAAACGACUAGCUGAACAGUUCAACCCCCGGAAUGCUAGGAUGGAGGCUUACAACAAGCUGCUAGCUCUCAGACUCACUAGUGAUGCACCAGGAGCUGCCACACGACACGUAGAGCAGUUCAGAGACUUGGAAGGACAGGUCAACCUAGGAGACAAUGAGCUAACCAUUGACCUCUUCAGAGGAAGCCUUACUCGCAGCAUACAGGAGAAGUUUGAAAGGAAUCCACCGAAGGAGCUAUGGGAGUGGUUCCGGGAAGUCGAAGAGAUCGACCGACAAAGGAUGCUGUUGCAGCAGGCCUCAGCUAGACACGUGCAAGCAAACAACGCGUCAUCUCCAGGAACUCGGCCAAUCCAGAGUUCAAUUCCCGUUCGGCGAUCAGCUGCGCAACCUUAUUCAACUCGAUCACCGGUUCCACCUUAUCUUCCGUCUCAACCUUAUCGAUCGCCACAACCUUAUCCGACGCGACACUCCACCCAACCCCUUCCCCACUCAAACAACCGUCCUCCUCCCCAUCAACCCACUCCAGCUCCAAAAGGAACCCCGGCACCAUCAGGAGGCAGCAACAACACCUGCCAUUUGUGCAAUGGUAUCGGACACUGGGCCAGGAACUGCCCUAGCAGGAGGGUAGACUCUCUGGGAUCACGACCUAUGGGACCAAAGGUCAUGGUCGUCACCAAGGACCCCCUCGACGAGGCCUCCGACUCUGGAGAUGGCCGCUCAGGCAAUACCGAGCCAGAGCAGGAGGACAUGGACCUCCGGCCUUAUCAGCAGCAUAUGGACUCGGACUUCGAUCACGAGGAGGAGCAAGACGAUGAUGAUGACGAGGGAAACGUCAGUGGGGUGAUGCACUGA
Messenger RNA from Ustilago hordei, 1464 nucleotides. RefSeq lists its product as uncharacterized. Gene Ontology annotation, molecular function: zinc ion binding; nucleic acid binding. The record is from RefSeq and is a predicted model, not a curated record. The transcript has a single exon. NCBI's taxonomy places the organism in Eukaryota, Fungi, Basidiomycota, Ustilaginomycetes, Ustilaginales, Ustilaginaceae. Bases 1 to 1464 code for a protein of 487 amino acids.